CGGACUCCCUGUGGUUUCACUUUCGCAACAUGGCGGACCAAGAUUGUAGUACCGGUGGUUCUGGGAUUUUGCAGUUUGCUCCUUUCUCUAGUGCGGUAGAUGCAAUCUUCUGGCACAAACUAAAAGAAAAAAAGCUGGAUGAGUAUUAUCUAAAUGAUGAGCCGAAACCUCUUCAGGGUUAUUACGUAAAUUGUGAUUUACCUGGCUUACCAUGCCGCAUGAGUAUUGACUAUUGCGCCUUUGAUAAGAAUGCUGUACCACUAAGAGCAUUUAAAACUCAUGGACAGCUUGUAAACACCAACACAAUAGACGCAUUCCGCUCGCUUGAUAAAAAGAUUCUCAUGGACUCUGUUGGAGAGAAGAUGUGGGAGAAUAUCAAGUCAAAGAAAGCACUAGAAGACCCGUCCCUCUUGGGCCAGUUCAUUCUACUGACAUUUGCUAAUCUAAAGAAAUAUCACUUUUACUACUGGUUUGCAUUCCCUGCUAUCUGUGUUGAUGGCAAAUCACACCUAAAAAGCCCACCCCUUCCAUUGGUUGAAGUGUUUACUCAGUCACAGAUAUCUGAUUUGCAAUCAUCCUAUGAGGAUUUCAGUGAGCAUGGUAAAGCUGGAGUUGGAUUUUUCUUGGUAAAAACAAGUGGUGAAAAGGUUGAACUUGCUCAUCUGCGAGAUAUAGACUCUAACCUCCAGGCAAGCAGAAAGCUGAUGGUUGGGUUUGCGGAUCCUACCACACUACCCUCUAAUCCUGGCUGGCCACUAAGGAAUUUUCUACUUUUCUUGGCAUUUCAUUGGGGCACCAAAAUAGAUGAUUUGAAGGUACUCUGCUUUAGAGACAGGUUUCGUGGCGGACGACGGGAGAUUGACCACAGUAUUGUCCUGGAUGUGACAUUACCAGUGAUAAAUGAAAAUGAGUGCCCAAAGUACAUUGGUUGGGAGAAAAACAAAAAGCAGAAACUUGGUCCUCGUUCAGUUGACCUCAGUGCUACAAUGGAUCCAGAAAAGUUGGCCGAGUCAUCAGUUGAUUUGAACCUCAAACUAAUGAGAUGGCGGUUAUUACCCGAGCUUGAUCUGGACGUUGUGUCCAGCACACGAUGCUUGUUACUUGGGGCUGGUACCCUCGGGUGUAAUGUGGCUAGGUGUCUGAUGGGCUGGGGAGUGCGCACCAUCACGUUUGUUGACAACAGCACAAUCUCGUACUCAAACCCAGUGCGACAGACUCUGUUUGAGUUUGAUGACUGUAAAGAAGGAGGAAGGCCCAAGGCUGCAGCGGCAGCUGAGGCGCUAAAGCGGAUCUUUCCAGGAGUGAAUUCUUCAGGUGAGAUGCUGACGAUACCUAUGCCAGGACAUACAAUGGGGCAGUCACCAGAGGCCAUUGCGAGCGUACAGCGUGACGUCACACGUCUGGAGCAGCUCAUUGAAUCACAUGACGUCAUCUUCCUACUGAUGGACACGCGGGAAAGCAGAUGGCUGCCUACUGUCAUGGCCGCCGCUAGGCACAAGCUUGUAAUGACCGCCGCGCUCGGUUUCGACACAUACCUUGUCAUGCGGCAUGGCUUGCGUGUGUUAUCCUUCCCUAGUUGUAGUCCCUCGAAACCAGACUUGACCGCGUUGCCUGGGACGUCUUUGGGAUGCUAUUUCUGUAAUGACGUUGUCGCCCCGGGAAAUUCUACUCGUGACCGCACACUCGACCAACAGUGUACUGUAAGUCGCCCUGGAAUGUCUUUCAUCGCCAGCGCGCUCGCCGUAGAGCUACUUGUCUCGAUUCUGCAACAUCCCGACCGUGGAGCUGCCCCAGCAGACACAAGCGCUAAGGACAGCCACUUGACAGCGGAAAUGACGUCACAUCUUGGACUCGUGCCCCAUCAAAUUCGUGGAUUUCUAUCUCGGUACCAGACCGUGCUACCUGCGUGUCUCGCCUUCGACAAAUGCACUGCAUGCUCAUCCAAGGUGGUCGAGGCCUAUAUACAUGGAGGAUUUUCAUUCCUUCAGAAGGCCUGUAAUGUGCCACGGUACCUAGAGGACGUGACGGGCAUUACAGCUCUUAUGGCAGACACGCUAGUGGCAGAGGUUUGGGAAAUGAGUGAUGAGGAGUCUUUAGAGUGACGUCACGCUGUGCCGCAGUGUAUGCUGGGUAUCUCAAGGUUAACGUUACUCGUCGCUGUGUAUGCUGGGAGUUUCCUCGCCCUCUCCAGCGUGUGAUGGGUAUAUCUUGAGUGACGUCAUCGUGCCGCAAUGUAUCCUUGAUAUGUCCGGAAGGGCCCGAAGAAAAUCUUUGUUUUACAGCGAAUUUAAAAUCCGUCGAUAAAUGCAUAAGAGCCAAUAAUAAACACAAACAGAACAAGGAAAGAAUUAAAAUAAAAACAAACAAAACGAUGGUGCGGGUGGAGAUUGGGCGUGCGCCGGGAUUGAUAGUCAGUAGACUACUACACUAUCCAAACCAUUGCAACAAUCGUAAGGUUUGAAGUGGGUGUGGCUCGUGGGAAUUCCCCGAUCGAACUCCACAUCGUGAAGGGUACGAACGAUUUCGAUAGUGGGUUUCAGUUUAAAGAAUGUCGGGCUGUAAAUUCAUUGCUUUGCUUGUAAAAUGGCAGUGAUGUUAACUUUUCUUAAAACGUCGAUUUCCACUCGCACCAUCAAAUAUUCAUAUUUCUUUGAUGUAAAAGUGUAAACCAUUUCUGGUCCUGGAAAGUUGUCUGCUCACCAAUAUGUCAAGAGUUUCUUUAUGUAAUUUUAUAUCUCUCUCUUGCCAUAUCGUUGUAUGAAAGUUCCUCUUUAUUAUAAUUUCAAUUCUAUUCGAUACAUCUCUGGUGCAUCAUUUAUAUCACCUGCCCUAUUUGACAAUGACCAGCAUUGUUAAGAAAAACACAUCUUAGAAAUUUGUGCCUUCAACUAAAGAAUGGCAUCCAUAAAAUCGGUCGCGACUUGUGCACUGCAAAAAUUCAUUGUUUCCCCUAUUAUUCUCUUUUGUCCAUAGUGGCUAAAAGUGUUUGUAUGAAAACGUUUUUUUUACCCCUGAAAAUCAGCACUGAAAAAAAAAAAUACCCCACCCUUGCAAUUUCCAAUUCUAUCCGGCGUGGGUGUGCCCCGGGGGAGGUAUGGAUCCUUCUAGAAUCACACAUUUGAGUUAAAUUGGGCUUCUAAGGUCACCAGACCUCGCACUUCUUUUUUGGGUUCAUCGGACUACCAGGAGGACACUUAAACGCGUCUGAGAACUCCUCCAUGUUAGAUAAUGUUCCAAUGACCCUGUGAAACAAGCGAAAGAGGAAUUUAAAUAUGGUAGCAUCACUCGUGGGCGCGGCUCUAGCGCGAUGGGUAUACAACAUUAGUACACAACAUUGUUUUCGUUUCAAUUUGAAGACAAGUUCACGUAUAAAAUGUCUAAAUAAACAUCUGAAACAAA
Nematostella vectensis (starlet sea anemone) is the source of this 3399-nucleotide messenger RNA. Its product is annotated as ubiquitin-like modifier-activating enzyme ATG7. The record is from RefSeq and is a predicted model, not a curated record. Gene Ontology annotation, biological process: autophagosome assembly; protein modification by small protein conjugation; C-terminal protein lipidation. Lineage: Eukaryota; Metazoa; Cnidaria; Anthozoa; Actiniaria; Edwardsiidae. The transcript is spliced from 20 exons. Bases 30 to 2102 code for a protein of 690 amino acids. Gene Ontology annotation, molecular function: Atg12 activating enzyme activity; Atg8 activating enzyme activity. Gene Ontology annotation, cellular component: cytoplasm; phagophore assembly site.